GCACAACGUAACGCAUAGAUGAAAUUUUAAGAUCACUUUGAAUAAUCGAGUCAAGAAUUAAUUUCGAAUUGUUUAUUGCUCUAUAUGCGACUCUAUAUUAAGUAAUAAAAAAAUGAAACCUUGUGCUAUUGUGCAUGUUACCAUAAUUACAUUGUUAACGUUAGUGUUGCUGAAUUUGAAAUGUUGUGGAUGUGAAACUGUGAAUGAUAUAAUGACAUCUUUAGCGGAUGCUAUUAAUAUUACAAAUGUAAUACCGGAAGAAGAAUUUGAACAUUCUAAGACGGUUAUUUUAUUAUGUCGCAGUAACGGUAAAGAACACUUGUUUAUGUUUUGGCAGCUACCAAAGGACGAUUUGAUCGUUGGACCGUCAAACAACUUCGACACAUAUAAAUAUGAUUACGAGAUUUUGUCUGGAAAUUUAACAAUUCGACGAAUAUCCUUUGAAGAAGAAGGAAUUUAUCAUUGCGUUUCAAAAGGAGUAGUAAGUAACGACAUAAAUGUUCAACCUAUUCUGGUGAAAAUAAAAACAGAUUCUGGUGCUUCUGGUAAAACCGGAGAGCUCACUUACUUCCGAGUCGUUGUGGUUCUCUGCACUCUUUUGGUUUUAUCAGGGUUGGUAUACAUCGUUUACAGGCUUAUUAAAAGGAGACACAAAAAGGAAACGCUUUUAGAAUCCGUCGACGAUGAGAGUUACUAUGGGAGAUAUGAAACACCGCCACGCACUUCGAGGCAGUUCGAUAACAUUGAAUUUAAGCGAAUCGAUGAAUUAGAAGAUGAUGCAAUUGAACUUCCAAAAAUUAGUAUAGAUUUUGAGGACAUUUUACAGAAUGCAUCAAAAUAGUUGCUUUCAAUUAUAAUGUUAUCGUUUU
Photinus pyralis (common eastern firefly) is the source of this 869-nucleotide messenger RNA. RefSeq lists its product as uncharacterized. The record is from RefSeq and is a predicted model, not a curated record. The coding region runs from base 113 to 841 and encodes 242 amino acids. The transcript is spliced from 4 exons. Lineage: Eukaryota; Metazoa; Arthropoda; Insecta; Coleoptera; Lampyridae.